Messenger RNA from Anolis carolinensis (green anole), 1460 nucleotides. Its product is annotated as Fanconi anemia group A protein-like. Gene Ontology annotation, biological process: interstrand cross-link repair; regulation of regulatory T cell differentiation. The record is from RefSeq and is a predicted model, not a curated record. Gene Ontology annotation, cellular component: Fanconi anaemia nuclear complex. Lineage: Eukaryota; Metazoa; Chordata; Lepidosauria; Squamata; Anolidae. The coding region runs from base 82 to 1440 and encodes 452 amino acids. The transcript has 15 exons.
GUUGCAGGGCGCGCUGGUUGCUUCUGGGUUGUUUUGAAGGAGGAAGAACUGAAGAAAAAGGAGCCAAGGAGGAGUCCGGCAAUGCUGGAGAGAGAAGAAAAAGAAGGGCGAGGAGGGGCCAAAAUGACCCUCUCUGUCCUCCUGGCGGGAAGAUCGAAGAAGCAGCGACAUGGGCGUCGAAAUGGACAGCGACUGCAGGAAAAAGCCCUGCGUGUCUUGAGUUGCCAUCAGAACCUGGACGAACUCCUCCGUGAAGUGGGAAGUUCUGUAUGUAAAGAAGUAUUAUUAAUUCCUGAUAAUUCAGGCCGAGAAUCCUCAGAACUGCUUCUGGUCUCUGCUUUGCAGGAUCAAGCCACUGCCUUGGGUUUGCCGGUGGGGAUCCUCUCGGCCAGAACGGCUGCAAGGAACCUGGAGAAGAUCUCUGCGGAGUCUGGUCAGGCCACGCUGCUGAAAGGAGAGCCAAGAGAAAAGUUGUCUUGCCUGCUGAACACUUUGAAGGAUCUGGCCUCCCAGAAUGCUUUCAGCCCAUCAUUGUUUGCUCAAGAAAUGUGGAAAAUGCAGAGCCCACUCACCCUGGACAUGGCAUGGCACCUCCACAGAGAAGGCCUCUUGAGCCUGGACGAGCUGCUGGAAAAUAAUCCAGACACGUCUGCGUUGGUGGAUUGGCUGUGCCGUGGUCUUUGCCUUUUGUGCAGCGAAACAGAAAGCUCUUCCUUGGACUCAGAGCACCUGGGGAGCCUCCUGACAGGCCUGGCAUCUGUCUUCCUUCGUCACGGAUUUCCGAAGACGUCUGAGCCAGGAAAGAAGUCGCCAAGGCUGUCCAAAAUUUACUGUGCUGUCCUUGGGAGGAUGCUGGCAUGGCUGCUUGAUUCUGUGGCCAAAGAGAAGCAGGAAGGCUCUUCUUCCCUGAAGGCUGCAAAAAGCUGGCUCCAUGUGUUUACUGUGAGUGCCUACCAAGGCCUGGUCCUGCCUGAGGCCCUGCAAGACUUCUUCAGCCAAACUUUGACCCAAGUUCUGACCUACAACCCUCAGCUCAAAGUUUCCGAUGCCAUUCCUCUCCAGAGAGAGUGGAGCUUUGCUCGGACAAAUGCGGUGCUCGCCUUGCUCUACCGCAAAUUGUUUGUGCCCUUCAAGCCGGAGGAGUUGGUCCGCCAUUUGCAGCACGUCCUGGAGACGAGCGAAGUCAACUGGCAUCACGUCCUCUCCUGCGUUUCCACGCUGCUGGUCUGCCAGUCGGGAGCCGCACCACUGAUUAAAGACUUCCUGAGCCAUCUGCUGAAGAAAGGCUUUGAGGACUAUGACUUGGAAAGCAUGAUGACGGCGUUCCUGAUCGCGCGCCAGGCUGGCCUGGAGGGUCCUGCCGUUUUCAUGCCUUACGCAGAAUGGUUUAAGGCUCCAUGUGUUUACUGUGAGUGCCUACCAAGGCCUGGUCCUGCCUGAGGCCCUGCAAGACUUCUUCA